AUGUCAGACUUGCCUCCUCUUCAGACGCUUCACUCGCGAGUCGUUUUCGCCACGCCGCGCGAAUCUGGCUUACCGUUGGAGCGUCCAUCACAAGAACGUCAGCAAAAUCGAUCCGCCACUGGGAAACAAUCGGAAAACAUCGAUGACCUUUUGAACAGCGAGGCUCCCAUUAUUCUUAUUGACCAGCAUAAAAUCAGUGACUUCAUGCGGUUUCGAAUGGUUUUUAUUGGAAUGCUUCUUUUUAUUAACUCCUCUACACAGGGGCUUCAUGCACUUUUUGCCAUUUACAUGGAGAAUAAGUACGGUUAUGAUGUGCGCACUAUGGUGAACAUUUAUGCGGCAGGUACAGCCUUUGGCCUGUUUGUCUUUCCCUUUGGAGUCAUGUACGAUUUCUUUGGACCAAGGAUUGUUGUCGGGGUAGCAACCGUAAUAACGGCGCUGGGGCAUCUUCUUUUUGGACUGACAUUUGCUGAACACAUUAAAGCUUCGGAGACACGCUUUUGCAUUUUUUUUGCAUUGAUGAACUGGGGCUGCUACGCCUUUGACGUGGCGGCCUUGCCCGCUGUUUUGACAUACACCCCUCGUGACCGAGCUCAGCCGGCUGGACUGCUGAAAACCUUUUCUGCACUGGGCUCCUCCUUGAUUUCGUGUAUCUUCCGUGGGUUCUUCAACAACCAUUUUGACAACUUGAUGUACUUUCUCACGGUGCUGGUUCUUGUGUUUGGGGUGAUUGGAACCGUCUGCAUAAGUGAUGCCCCGUAUAGGAUUAACCGGUGGGAAAGUUCACGCAUCACACUAAGGGACCGUCUGAAGCGAUACCUUGUUCGGAAUCGUUACAUGUCACAGCUUAUGCCAAAGCGCCGUUUCGCCGUACUGUCUGUUGUGUUAUUGGUUAUGAAUGUGUAUCUGUCGAUACAAGCCAUUUGUGCAGCGUAUUACCGCAAACAAAUGACAGUGGAACAGUACAGGGGCCUAGCUAUUGGUGCCAUUCUUAUUGUUUUAUGUAUUCUUUUCCUUGUCGUGCCACUACACUCGAUUGACGGCGAUACCCUACAGGAUGAAACCGUUCUUCAAAGGGCAAACGAAAAGGCGCGUGAGUUGGAGGAAAGGCGAUUAUUUUUUUCGAAACGCACGAACAAAGGAGCGGAUGAUGGAUGCGAAGAAGCCGCGGAAGAGGAGCAUACGCAGCAGCAGGAGGAAGGGGGGCAUGGGGCGAGCGAGGCAGUUGAGGUAAACGACCCCUCCCUUGAUGCUCUGGACCCACCGUUACGCCGUGCAAGUGGCCCUGCGGUGCCGUAUGGCGAAUCCUCGGAGUAUGAGGGUGAGAAAAAGAACACUGACGAUAAAAACGACGGAGCAAAUUCCGAGUACCUUACUGUGGAGGUUGAGGCCAACCUCAUUGAGGCUGAGAAUUUAAUUAUAAUGGAAAAUGCAUCUGAAAAUGGGCCUCAACUCACUCAGCGCUGGUUGAAUAAUUCUUCUAUUGCCACCAACAUGAGGCCUUCCAAUAUUCCUUCAGGGGGUGAGGAGGACGAGCCAGACACUGCUGGAAUGGAUGUUCUUACGCGUCAAGUUUCGACAUACAACCGACCAUACGUUGAAACCAUCACCGUGUGCGGUGAAGUGUUUGUCACCCCCAUUUAUGAAACAACAUUUUUGCAGAGUUUGACCUACGUGGAUUUGUGGCUCUUGUGGUACACCGUAUUUGUCGUGUGGGGUGUGGGCAUGGCAAUGACGGCGAACUGGAACAUCCAGGCCAUGGUUGCCACCGUUUUCCGUGGUCUGGAUUACGAGACCUAUGUUCUCUUUGCUACCAUGUCGGGUAUCUCAACCGCGUUUGGUCGAGUGUCCAUCGGAACAUUUGAAAUUUUACUGGUUUACUUUAGUAAAAAGACAGGUGUCCUGCUUCCCGCCACCGUUGCAUUGCCGUUUCCAAGCGCAGUACUGGCACUGGCUCUCAUCUUCUACCUUUCAUUCCCUGGGAACUACUCACUUACUGUAGUGUAUAUGAUUGCUGGAUGCGCCUACGGUUUUAGCACCUCACUCACUAUAUAUAUCAUUGGUAUUAUCUUCAGACACGACAUCGGAAUGCACUAUGGGUUUUGCUGGUUUGGUGCCUCCCUCGGCAUUGUGCUGCUCUACCGCGUGCUCUUUUUCCACGUGUACGAUGAACACAAAAUUGUUCUUCCUCCCAAUGCUCCUAUCAAACUACACGGCCGCUGCACCGGGCGCAAGUGUCUGCAGAUCACGCUGAUUGUGUACCUUAUUCUCGCCAUUUCAUCGGUCGGCACAAGCUACUGGCUGCACCACCGCUACUGGAAGUUGGUUCGCGGCAAACUUAAGUACAAGCGCGUUAUAACACACUUUGUGAAGAAGCGUUUUCGUCGCAUUAAUGAAAUGAAGAAAAAAGACGGCGCAAAUGGGGGAUAA
This is a messenger RNA of Trypanosoma rangeli, 2430 nucleotides long. RefSeq lists its product as uncharacterized. Gene Ontology annotation, molecular function: transmembrane transporter activity. NCBI's taxonomy places the organism in Eukaryota, Euglenozoa, Kinetoplastea, Trypanosomatida, Trypanosomatidae. Gene Ontology annotation, biological process: transmembrane transport. The transcript has a single exon. The coding region runs from base 1 to 2430 and encodes 809 amino acids. The record is from RefSeq and is a predicted model, not a curated record. Gene Ontology annotation, cellular component: membrane.